Molecule: messenger RNA, 828 nt
Organism: Amaranthus tricolor (Joseph's coat)
Lineage: Eukaryota; Viridiplantae; Streptophyta; Magnoliopsida; Caryophyllales; Amaranthaceae
Exons: 1
Source: RefSeq, a predicted model, not a curated record
CGGCAACACAACAACUACAGCAAAAACAACAUAAAUGGCGAUAUUAGCUAUAAUUGCAGCAACAACAAAGAUAGUAGCAACAAUAGCAACAACAACAAUAGCUGCAACAACAAAAACAAAAACAACAACAACAACAACAAUAAAAACAGCAGCAGCAACAACAACCCCAAGAACAACAACAACUUCAACAACAACAACUUCAAUAACAACAACAAUAACAAUAGCAACAACACUAGCAAUAACAAGAACCAUAGAGGCAACAAUAUCAACAACAAUAAAAACAAUAACAACAACAACAACAAUAUAACCAACAACAACAUCAUCAUCAACAAUAAGAACAACAACAACAGCAAUAACAACAAGAAUAAUAAUAACAAGAAGUUCAGCAGCUACAACAACAAUGACUACAACAACGACAACAAAAACAACAACAAAAACAAAAACAACAACAACAACAACAACAACAACCAUGACUACAACAGAAACAACAACAAAGCCAGUAGCAACAACAACAAUAACAAUAAAAACAACAACAAAACUAGCAACAACAACAAAAACAACAACAACAACAAGAGUAGCAACAACAACAAUAAUAACAACAAUAGUAGCAGCAAUAGCAUAGCAACAGCAACUACAGCAACAGCAACAAAAACAACAAUGACAACAACAACAAAAGUAGCAACUGUAGUAGCAACAACAAUAGCAACAAUAGCAGUAACAACAACUAUAACAGUAAUCGCAGCAACAGUAACAACAACCAUGAUAACAACAACAACAACUGUAAUCACAACAGCAACAACAUCAACAAUGCUACAAUAUCAACUAUAA